AUGGAUGUGGAAGAAUUGUUAGUCAUGGGAGAUUCAUAUUUGAUCAUUCGGCAAGCCACAGGUGAAUGGGAAAUUCGAGAUAUCAAGCUUAUCCCAUAUAGGCAACAUGUGGAAUAUCUUAGCAAAAGAUUCAAGUCCGUCGAGUUCAGGUAUUAUCCUCGAGUCCACUACGAGUUAGCUGAUGCAUUAGCUACUUUGGCCUCAAUGCUGCCGUAUCCGGGCAAUGUCCAUAUUAACCCGCUGGAAAUACAAAUUCAAGAAAGGCAUGAUUAUUGUAAUACAAUUGAAAUAGAACCAGAUGUUCAACCAUG
Messenger RNA from Nicotiana tabacum (common tobacco), 311 nucleotides. Lineage: Eukaryota; Viridiplantae; Streptophyta; Magnoliopsida; Solanales; Solanaceae. The record is from RefSeq and is a predicted model, not a curated record.